UGACUCCUCCGGUCCUGGCUCUCCAUCUGCUCUGCUGCCUGGGUUCCGGAACGCUCCGCCCUGGGGCCCAGAACGAGCCAAUCGGGAUGAAGAAGAGCCGCAGUGUGCUGUCGGUGACUGGAGAGGAGGACAACGUCACUGAUGUGACGGCGGCAGCAGAGAAGGCCGAAUCGCCGCGCUACAGCCGCUCCUACACGUCCGGAGCCACGCUGGGGUCGGAGCUGCGGCGAGGAAGGAGCCGGAGACUCUCGUCCAGCCUCCAGGUCCCCUGCUGGCUCCGACCUCGGGACCGGACUCGCUCCCCGGAGGUCCUGAGUAACGUGUCGCGUCCCACCACCCUUCCUCUCCGCAUCCCCCCGCGCAUCUCCAUCACGCACGCUGACGCCGACAGCUAUGAGGCAGAGAACGGGGUCUCACCCGGGCUCACCCCGCUGGGCUCCCAGAGUCCCGGUCUCACCCUGCACACCUCCUUCCCUCAGGGCCAGAGGAGGGAGUCCUUCCUCUACCGCUCCGACUCGGACUAUGACAUGUCACCCAAAACCGUAUCGCGGAACUCGUCGCUCGCCAGUGAAGGACACCAGCAAGAAGACUUCAUCGUCACUCCUUUUGCUCAAGUUCUGGCCAGUCUGCGAUCAGUGCGGAGCAACUUCACCAUCCUGGCCAACCUGUCCACCAGCAGGGUCAAGAGGUCUCCACUAGGGGGCGUGUGUGUCAGUCCGAGGGCCACCCUCUCGGACCAACAGUACCAGCAGCUGGCCCUGGACACGCUGGAGGAACUGGACUGGUGUUUGGACCAGCUGGAGACCAUCCAGACGCAUCGCUCCGUCAGCGAGAUGGCCACCAACAAGUUCAAGAGGAUGCUGAACAGGGAGCUGUCUCACCUGUCGGAGAUGAGCCGCUCGGGGAACCAGGUGUCCGAGUACAUCUCCAGCACCUUCCUGGAGAAGCAGAACGAAGUGGAGAUCCCGUCCCCGACUCUCAAAGACAAACCCAUGAGUCACAUCAGCGGCGUGCGGAAACUGUCUCACAGCUCCAGCCUCUCCAGCGCCUCCAUGCCUCGCUUCGGAGUCAACACGGACCAUGAGGACGAGCUGGCCAAGGAGUUGGAGGAUCUGGACAAGUGGAGUUUCAACACCUUCAGAGUAGCAGAAUUCAGCAACAACCGACCUCUCAGCUGCGUCAUGUACGCCAUCUUUCAGGAGCGAGAGCUGCUGAAGACAUUCCGCAUCCCGGUCGAUACCUUCGUCACGUACGUCAUGACCCUGGAGGACCAUUACCACGGGAACGUGGCCUAUCACAACAGUCUUCACGCCGCCGACGUCACCCAGUCCACACACGUGCUCCUCUCCACGCCCGCUCUCGACGCCGUCUUCACCGACCUGGAGAUCCUCGCCGCUCUCUUCGCCGCCGCCAUCCAUGACGUGGACCACCCCGGCGUCUCCAAUCAGUUCCUCAUCAACACCAACUCGGAGCUGGCGCUGAUGUACAACGACGAGUCGGUGCUGGAGAACCACCACCUGGCUGUGGGCUUCAAGCUCCUGCACCAGGACAACUGCGACAUCUUCCAGAACCUCACCAAGAGGCAGAGGCAGAGCCUGCGCAAGCUGGUCAUCGACAUGGUGUUGGCCACGGACAUGUCCAAACACAUGACGCUGCUGGCAGACCUGAAGACGAUGGUGGAGACCAAGAAGGUGACCAGUUCUGGAGUCCUCCUGCUGGACAACUACACUGAGAGAAUACAGGUGCUGCGGAACAUGGUACAUUGCGCCGACCUCAGCAACCCCACCAAACCCCUGCCCCUCUACCGCCAGUGGACCGAGCGCAUCAUGGAGGAAUUCUUCCGCCAGGGGGACAAGGAGCGGGAGCGAGGGAUGGAGAUCAGCGCCAUGUGCGACAAACACACGGCGUCCGUGGAGAAGAGUCAGGUGGGCUUCAUCGACUACAUCGUCCACCCGCUGUGGGAGACCUGGGCUGACCUGGUGCACCCGGACGCUCAGGAGCUGCUGGACACGCUGGAGGAGAACCGGGAGUGGUACCUGAACACCAUGCCUCAGUCGCCCUCGCCGCCCCCCGACAGACACCUGCAGCACGACCGCUUCCAGUUCGAGCUGAGCCUGGAGGACCUGGAGCACAUCAACCACAACCACGUCCACCUGAGGAGCAGCAGGAGAGCCGGAGGAGAGUCCAGUGAGAGAGCCACGGGGGAGAAGGAGGACGAGGAGAAUCACAACAGCGAGCGUAACGGGCUCUGUGGGCAGGAGAAAGGAGGUGAAGGAGGAGAGGAGGCUGAAGAAGAGGAGGAGGAGGUGCUGACUGGUGAGGAAAAUAAAGAAGAGGAAGAAGAAGUGGAGGCUGGAGAAGAACAGGUGGAGAACGCAACUGAGGAGGAGGAGGUGGCAGAAGGCGGUGAUCAUGAAAAUAAACACGAGGAAGUAGAAGAUGCGGAGGAGGAGGCAACUGUGGAAGAGGAAGAUCAGGUAGGUGAGGAAGCAAGGAGCGAGGAGGCGGAGACGGCCGAGGAUGAAAAGGAGCAAGAGGAGACUAAACCUGAGGAUGAUCAGGUAGAGGAUGAAAACCAAAGUGAAGAAGAUAAAGAGGUCACGCUGGGAGAAGAUGGGACCGAGGAGGAUGCACAGGAAGAAGGUGAGAAGGGAGAAAAUGAAGAGGUGGAUGGAGAAGAGAAAGAGGAGGUGGAAGGAGGAGAAGAGGAAAAAGAGCAGGAUCACCAGGAAGAAGAGGAAGAAAGUUAGUAGGUUGUAAAAACGGAAUUUUACAGAGCGCUUCCUGUCAGCUGACAAAGACGGGUGUCUGUCUCUCCAAAUAAAUCACAUGACCCUCCCGGUCAGUAGCGGUGUAAAUGCAAAAAAUAAGCCGAACUCUCCGAGCGUCAAGAGUAGGAUGCGACUCUCCAUCCUCACCAUCAUCUGUCACUGCCGUGGUGCGUUCAGGCUGCGCGGGGGGAAACCAGUCCAUGCAACUUUUGUAUCUUCUCAACGUCUGAAAAACGAGAUACUCUCAAGCAAAUAAGUUCGUGCCUGUUCUCCAGGUGUCCCUCGUCUCCGUUACGUUGUCUUGGACCGACCGUUCGUUCCCAGCCGGGUGAGAGGCCGUAGCCGAGCCGCUCCGCCUCCAUGAGGCCAGAGACACGAGGGGCUGAGGGUGCCACAGGGUCCGCUGGUCAGUGUUCCUUUUGGUUUUGUAAGAAACGUUUUGGCACUUUAUCAUCGCUGUUACAUAUGUGUAAAUAAUAAACAUGUAUUUUAAUCUGCUGAUGUCAAAAUAAAUAUCAUCGAACUCAGCGUUGCUACCAUGCCUGUCGCUGCGAUUUGACGGGAAGUGGAGGGAGAAAAAGAUGACACAUGACUGACCUCUCUCCUCUCUGAAGGGUUUUAUUUUCCACAGUGUCAUGGAACCACAGCAGAAUUACACCGACAACAACACAUCACUUAUAAAUAACAGUCAACAAAACAGCUUGUGAAACAUGGCGACGGCCUCAUAGUCCGAUCCAGAUGCUCCAGUCCGGGAAGUUGUGGACGUCUCCGGUCCGGUUCAGCUUGCGGCGCCCGUGUGUCAUCAACACCUUGUAGCGGAGACGCACUUUACACUGCAACCAGACCAGAGUCGGUGAAGGUGACAGGCUGAAACAUUAUGACCGUUUACACUGAAGUGGUCAACUCAAGAAGGGAGGUUAGAAGGUGACCUGUGAGUCUUCACCACCUGUAGAAGUUUGAACUGUUGCUCCCUUGUGACCUUCACCUCCUCUCACCCUCCUCCCUCCCAUGUCAUCUUCCCUCUCUAACAAUACUUUGACCCCUCAGAUCUUCUGAUGUGGUGAAAGAGCACCGAACAGGAGGGAGACUGACCCCGUGUGGAUUCUCCAGCAGCAGGAUCUGAGAGACGGCAGCCGGGGGCAGCAGAGGGUUGUAAGCAGGGAGGUUGGUGGCUGAUGCAGGCUGAAGCUUCACUGCCAUCUUCUGCCAGGAAGAAACACAGCACACUCUAGUGGCUGCUCUACUAGGCGGAUCUGCUGGAUGGUACCUUUGGGACAGCAGCCAUGAAGCUGAAGUCCUCCACGUGCAGAGCAGAGCUGUUGACGGUGCAGAUGACAGCCACGGCCACGUUGGGGUGGUCGGUGGAACGGGCGAAGUGGAGCGAGGUGUGGACCCCGUCCUGGUCAAAGAGCCUGAUGGGCUCCAGCUGGCCUGCCAGGAGCAAGAGUGAAGCUGAUGAUGGAGGACGGUGAAGGUGUUGGAACGAGCGGAGGAAGGAGAGCUCACUGGAUCUGAUGGUUCCUAUCGUGACGAAGACGUCGGCGAGCGACGCCGCAGGCGGUCGAGGGACACGCGUGUGAUCCGGCGACGCUGUUGUCGGCUCAGACCAGGAGGGGUUUGGGAACCUGAGGAGGACAUUUGAUAGGAACAUCAGAUACACGA
Molecule: messenger RNA, 4433 nt
Organism: Synchiropus splendidus (mandarinfish)
Lineage: Eukaryota; Metazoa; Chordata; Actinopteri; Syngnathiformes; Callionymidae
Product: cAMP-specific 3',5'-cyclic phosphodiesterase 4C-like
Exons: 16
Coding region: 87-2750 (887 amino acids)
Biological process (GO): signal transduction
Cellular component (GO): nucleus; cytosol; perinuclear region of cytoplasm
Molecular function (GO): 3',5'-cyclic-AMP phosphodiesterase activity
Source: RefSeq, a predicted model, not a curated record